Molecule: messenger RNA, 1596 nt
Organism: Ctenocephalides felis (cat flea)
Lineage: Eukaryota; Metazoa; Arthropoda; Insecta; Siphonaptera; Pulicidae
Product: mucin-5AC-like
Exons: 5
Coding region: 1-1596 (531 amino acids)
Source: RefSeq, a predicted model, not a curated record
AUGGGUGUCAUUUGCGCAUUGCUCAUCGUAUUGUGUACCGUCUGCAUGGAUUGUAUUAAUAGCUACGGCGAGCGUUCAUCAUGCGAUUUUUCGGUAUGCCAAGAAGAAGAAGAACUGCCUGUAGAUUGCGAAGUAGAAUGCGAAGCUGAAUGCGAACUUGUAUGUCCAACUGAACCUGCACCUGAAUGCGUACCUGAAUGCGCCGACGAAUUGUCAGUUUCGGCAGAUUCUUGUGGAGACUAUGCAACGUUUGCGAGGAGAUACACAUUAACCGAUAAUAUUUACAGAGACGGUACGCCCGAAGCGAUAAUGGCCGAUGAAACGACUCCGUUGAUUGGGGCGAUGGGGCGCGCUCCUUCGCUCGCCAUCAGCGAGUUACGUGGGGGAGCACAGCAAGACAGCUUUGAGUCGGCCGCGAUCCCGCUUCCGGGCCCGCCAACCACCACGCUUCCGGUCCCGUACCCGAUCCCGCUUCCGGGCCCGCCAACCACCACGCUUCCGGGCCCGCCAACCACCACGCUUCCGGUCCCGUACCCGAUUCCGCUUCCGGGCCCGCGCUCGAUUCCGAUCCCGCUCUCAGGCCCGAUUCCUUUGCCGGCCCUGCCCCCAAUACCUGACUCGACCCGCAAAUCGGCUCGAAGCCAAGUUCUAGCACCGUACGGCACCGAAGCCCUAGCCCCGAUCGGAAACCAAGACCAAGCCUCGAUAAGAACUCAAGACCUAACUUCGAUAGGAACCCAAGACCGAUUCUCGAUAAUAACCCUAAACCCAAGCCUAGACUCAGCUCCGAUGGAAACCCGAGCCGUAGUCCCGAUGGGAUAUCAAGCCAUAGCUCCGAUGGAAACCCGAGCCGCAGUCCCGAUUGGAAUUCAAGCCAUAGCCACGAUGAAGACCAAAGCCCUAUCCCCGAUGGGAAGCCAAUCCUUAGCUCCUAGGACCCAAACCCUAUCCACGACGCAAACCCAAACCAAAGUCAUAAAGAGGAUCAGAAACCAAGCCCAGUCGCGGACUCAAGCUCCAUCCACGUCGCGGGCCAAAGCCCCAGCCCGUGACCCGACGCGGAGCCAAGCUCACUCUGACCCGACCUCGGCCCGAACCCCGGUCUGGCCCUCAAACCGAGUCCCGGUUCCGGACAAGAUCAUAGAACCGUCCAAGUCACUUCGAGAACCGGACGACGAAAGCGAACUAACUGAGACAUCAUCUGAUCUAUCAUCCUCAAUAUCAAGUGACGAGAGCGAUGACAAUCGGUCGCUAUUCAAAGAUAGCGCUGACGGUCCUUCUGGUUCCGAUGGCGAAGUAGAUCCUCCACCAUCUCGUGUAAAGAGAGUCUCCACCAUAGCUACUUCAACCGUCAGAUCUUCGACGCCGUCGUCCAGUGAGCAGACCUCAAGAACUGAUUAUGACAUCAUGGAUGGGUCAUGGAAUGAUAAUGAUGCGGCACCUUCCGGGUAUCUUUAUGAUGAUGGUAAUCUGAGUAGUGAUGCUGUUGAUAUCGUAUAUAGUGGUGAUGAUAGUGAUGACGAAGUGUCGUCUAUGGUGUCAGAUUCUAUUGACACUUCUUCGAAUCCGACGUCAACACCCCAUAACAGCGAUUAG